This is a messenger RNA of Nylanderia fulva, 2538 nucleotides long. Its product is annotated as BBSome complex member BBS7. NCBI's taxonomy places the organism in Eukaryota, Metazoa, Arthropoda, Insecta, Hymenoptera, Formicidae. The record is from RefSeq and is a predicted model, not a curated record. Gene Ontology annotation, molecular function: protein binding. Gene Ontology annotation, cellular component: membrane; neuron projection; axoneme. Gene Ontology annotation, biological process: intracellular protein localization; intracellular transport; cilium assembly.
UCAAGUUUGUUUUGGCGUAGGUCGCUAUGGUUAAAUCGAUCAUCGCGGCAAUACUUGCUAUCUUUAUAUAUAUAUUCUCAUUUCUCAUUACCAUUUUGCAUUAGGAUAGUCUGUGAUAUCGAGAUGAAUUAAAAUAUAUAUAAUUUCUCAAUUUCUGAUUAACAAAGUAAUGACAACAUAUUUAAUCAAAUCGAUAUUCUAAUCGGUUAAUUAAACUUAAUUAAUUAAACUAUUCGAGAUGACAUUGGUGCUGUCAAGAAUAGAUUAUACGACAGUAGGAGUUACCUCACGUGGCACAACUGUCAUAUUUCCACCUAAUGAAGAAACGAUAAAGCAGCCGCAAAAAUUCGCUGUUGCGGAUCACGAUGGCAUACUACACAUUUACGGCAUGAAAAAGGGCGAACUGCAACUGUCAUUUAAAUCUUUGCCUGGUCCAAAAAUUCACAAAAUGGUCCUUGGUGGCUCGAUAGGUCUGUCAAGAGAUAAGAUUUUCCUCGCAUACGACAGCUCUGUGAAGGGAAUUACGAAAAAGGGCAAGCUGUUCCUGGAGUUCGAUACCAGUCUUAUAGAUCCAAUUUCUGCACUAUACGUCCUCGGUCCUGAUCUCGCAGCUUGCGCACGUGAUCUCUAUCACAGGUACAAAGAUUGCAAGGACGCCGAUUCCUACUUGGCCGGAGAAACCUUGCACGACGUUGUGCUUUUGCCUGGACAUAGCAACAUGGUGUACGCUAUCCUCGCCUGUGUAGACUGUGCGGUACGUGUUCUGCAUGGCACAAGAAGUCCAACAGUCCUGAGAUUACCAAGUGUUCCUACAGUGCUCUCUGUAUAUAGAGAAGGAGAAAUUUACUCCAAGGAUCGCGUUUUGGUUGGCACCGCAGACGGUAGAAUUGGUCUGCUGAUUCUCCAAGGCAAUAAAACUCUCCGAGUCACCUGGCUGUUGACUUCAACAGGCUCGGGAAUCACUUCAUUGGAUACCUACGAGUUGCAGGACGGCAUAGACAUCCUCGUGGGUCGACAAGACGGAGUCGUCGAGGUGUAUACAUUUCCCGAUGAAGAUGUAACGUCCACUCUACGUUAUCAUUAUAAUGCAGGCGAAAGUAUUAGUACAGUCGUGGGUGGUAUAAUUGGCAUCGCCAAUUAUCCCGAGGUUCUCGUAACGACUUACUCAGGUCGAAUAUUUGGAUUGACCACCAGUCCUCCAGGUUUACUAGAAGCAGGACAGAGCGAUGUUGGAUUGGCCAAAUUAAUGGAGAUACAACAACUGCAGGAGAAAUUGAAUGAGGAGAAGGAAAAUUCGUCCAAUUUCAUGCCGGAUCCUCUAGCACCCUUGAUAUUGGCGUUGAAUUUUAAAAUGAUACUAAAUAAGGAAGACGCGUCAUAUUCCCUCUCGGUAGAGCUGGACGCAUCAAUCGACAAUAUUCUCAUACAAUCGGAUACACCUAUCGAUCUGUUGGAAACAGAAAACAAUAGCGCAGUAGUCAGCUUGUCUGCUUGCAAUCCUAAAGAUGGCAAUUUCGUCCUUGCUACUUAUCGAUGCCAAAUUAAUACGAAUCGAUUGGAAAUGCGAUUCAGAUCGAUCGAAGGUCAAUCGGGUACCUUACAAGUUUAUGUAACAUCUCAGGUCCAGCCGAAACGUUGCCGUAAAGUCUUGAUUCCUAUUUAUGCCUUGUCUUUACACGUCAGACAACACGAAGACGACGACACCACACAGUCUAGUGGUCCGUUUAACGAGUUGAAAUUAAAUGGCAAUUUCACGAUCGCCGAGAUGCAUGCGUGGCUUUCUCUAAUAUUACCGGAUGUGCCUGAAAGACCUCAUAUUCAUGAGGGUGAAGCUGCCUUAGUAUAUAUCUCAUCUUUCAUUGGAACGGUCCUAAAAUGCAAAUACAAGAAGGGAAGCGCGCUUUUUCUCGGAGAAAAUAUAUCCAGCAUUAUAAUUCUCAGAGACAUAUUGACAAAGGAAGCUACGAAACGAAAAAUAAAGCUAGACGUGUUUUGCGAAGUAGCAGAAGGAAGUAUCAAUAGAGUCUUGGAAUUAAUUCUUCCCCGACUUAAUGCAGCCCACGAUUUAAUACAAAAAACAAAAAUUCUGAACGCCCUCGAAGAAUGGGAGCUUAAGUCUAAUCCGAGAGAAAAUUUAUGCUCCGAAUAUCAAGAGUUGUUAGAGAAGGAAACGGAGAUCAGAUCGCUUAUGAUGAAGGAUACCGAGGUUCUGAAGAGAUUGUAUGGGAUCAUCACCGAUUUAUACGUAGACUGGGAACGAGCGAAACGAUCUCGAAGGAUCAGUGGCAAAGAGGCUACGGCUAAGCUUCAAAAUGCUCUUGAAUCCAGGGACCUAGCUACUAUCUUGCAAAUUUUCACUGGCACUAAAACUGACACAACCGUGUCGACAUUAAUACCUGCAGCCAUUUAGACGCAUCAGAAAUCGCAAAAGAAGUGGACCAAUGUAUUUCUAUAAACAUAUUCAAGUAAAAAAUAUAUUUUUAACGAUGAUUCACAAUAUAUAAACCGCUAGAUAAAUUAUCUAGACUUAAAAAUGUA